Messenger RNA from Drosophila ananassae, 451 nucleotides. RefSeq lists its product as uncharacterized. The transcript is spliced from 3 exons. NCBI's taxonomy places the organism in Eukaryota, Metazoa, Arthropoda, Insecta, Diptera, Drosophilidae. The record is from RefSeq and is a predicted model, not a curated record. Bases 21 to 365 code for a protein of 114 amino acids.
UGGCCGUCUGGCGGCGGGCAAUGCAAUUCAGUUGCCAAACAAAACGCGCCCGGCUAACGUCUUCGUACCUGGUUAUUACACGCUUACCGCCAAGACUUCCGAUCGGGAUUUCUUCAAAUCUUCAAAUAGCCAUGGCAAAGUUGAACGCUCUGCUGCUGCCCCUUGUUUUAUUCAUUGUGACCGUUAUGGUUCAGACAUCACUGGCCACAGUUCAGCCAAAGGCGCCCAAUUUCCAGUACUUUGAAAGGCCCAAAUACCGUUAUCCCUACUAUGAUGAGCACGGUCGCGGAAAACUUCUGUACGGAUAUGGCGGACCGGAAUUGUAUCAGUACAAAACCUACACGCCACUAGAAGGCAUACACUAAACCUAUUUAUUUAUAAGUUGUCUUCUAGUUAAUAAUUUAUAUUCUCCGCUUUAUUUAAAUUAAAUCUUUUUAAAACAAUCAAAAAA